This is a messenger RNA of Glossina fuscipes, 3726 nucleotides long. RefSeq lists its product as uncharacterized. NCBI's taxonomy places the organism in Eukaryota, Metazoa, Arthropoda, Insecta, Diptera, Glossinidae. Gene Ontology annotation, molecular function: UDP-glycosyltransferase activity. The coding region runs from base 88 to 3225 and encodes 1045 amino acids. The record is from RefSeq and is a predicted model, not a curated record. The transcript is spliced from 6 exons.
UAUUUAUCUCGAUAUGGUUCUGCAGCGGACGGUGCAAAUAUUUUGGGAGUAUUUCUUACUCAUACUCCCUCACACCUGAUCGUACACAUGUCUGUGGCUAAGGUUUUAGCUGAAGAAGGUCACAAUGUAACGGUAGUAGUGACACAAGAACCUAAAGUCAACCAUAAGAAUAUACAUAAAAUCUUAAUACCGCCUGCUGAGAAACACAUAGAGUUCUUAAAUAAGGAAUUCUCUGCACUUUUCAAAAAGAAGCCAAGUCUGUUGCGUACUUUAGCCAACGUUCUCGGCUCAUUAAGUAUGAUUAUUGAUAUGCAAAAGGAUGUCUUAGAAGAUAAACGCUUUGCCCAACUCUACGAUAACCCGGAUACAAAAUUCGAUUUAGUUAUUGUUGGAUAUUUUUUUAACAGCUUUCAGCUUGGAGUGGCUGCAAAAUUUAAAGUUCCAGUAAUAUUAAGCUGGAUGUCCGACCCGGGGAACCUUGUGAAUGAAUACGUUGGGAAUCCUAAUGAAAUCGCCUAUGUACCCAAUUCAAAUAUGGCGGUAGAGCUAGGCAGGAGAAUGAAUUUACUAGAAAGAGCUCAAAAUCUCGUAACGUCCAUCUUUUUCAAGAUAUUUAAGCUACUUUUAGAUUAUCGCAAUCAAGGUUUCUACAACGAAUUAUUUCCAAGUGGUGACGGCAUCUUUCCAACCUAUCAAGAGAUGAAACAAAAUGUUUCUUUAGUUUUUUGUAAUAGUCACUUUACUGAAGGCCACAUCAGACCUAACGUUCCAGCCAUAGUGGAAAUCGGUGGCAUUCAAGUCAAAGAGAAGCCAAAUCCCCUUCCCGAAGACAUUUCAUUAUUUCUGAAUGAGAACAAAAUUGAUGGCGCUAUACUAUUCUGCUUAGGCUCGAAUUUGAAGAGUGAAUUUAUCAAACCGGAAGUAACCAAAACCAUAUUUCAAGUACUUUCAAGUCUAAAGCAAAAUGUUAUCUGGAAAUGGGAUGAUCUGGCAAACACGCCGGGUAUUUCUAAAAAUAUCAUGUAUAGGAAAUGGAUACCACAGGAUGAUAUCUUAGCGCAUCCCAAUCUGAGAUUGUUUAUCACACAUGCCGGCAGAGGUGGCGUUGCUGAAGCGCAAUAUCAUGGCGUUCCAAUGGUAGCUUUACCCGCUUUAGCAGAUCAACAGGGCAACGCGGCCAAACUUAUGAGCAGUGGUCAUGGAAUACAGCUGGAUCUUUUAAAUUUAACCGAUGAGCAACUAAGGAAGGCUGUCAAUGAGGUGCUGACAAAUCCGUUUUAUAAAGAAAAAAUACGAAAUUUUUCACGUUUGUACCGUGAUCGACCUUUAACGGCUCGUCAAUCUGUUGCUUUCUGGACGAACUAUGUGUUACGCAACCAUGGCGCUGCCCAUAUGCAAAGUCCUCUAGUUCAUAUGAAUUUUAUACAAAGUUUAAACAUUGAUGUUAUAGGCUCCUUACUGAUCUUAACCUACUUAGUUUAUAAAGUCCUCAAACUGAUGAGUUGUUAUAUAUUUUCUAAGAUUUCAAAACAAUUCUCAAAACCCCAGCCAGGCUCAACAAAAUGUAUCGCGAUCAUCCGCAAAAGCAUCAUCAUGCUACGCGCAGGAAUAUUAAUAUCAAUUGUUCUAUCCGCUGCGCAUUUAUCUCGUCAUGGUUCUAUAGUGUACGGUGCAAAUAUUUUGGGAGUAUUUCUUACUCAUAGUCCCUCACACCUGAUCGUGCACAUGUCUGUGGCUAAGGUUUUAGCUGAAGAAGGUCACAAUGUAACGGUAAUCGUGACACAAGAACCCAAAGUCAAUCAUCAUAAAAUACAUACAAUUUUAAUACCACCUGCUGAGGAACACAUCGAAUUCCUACACAAGGAAUUCUCCGAUCUGACGAAGCAGAAGCCAACUUUGUUGCGUACUUUAACAAACCUAAUUGGUUCAUUACGUUUAAUAAUUGAUAUGCAAAGAGAUGCUUUGGAAGACGAACGCUUUACUCAACUCUACGAUAACCCGGACACGAGAUACAAUUUAGUUAUUGUUGGAUAUUUUUUUAAUAGCUUUCAACUUGGAGUGGCUGCAAAAUUUAAUGCUCCCCUUAUCUUGAGCUGGGUAAUCGCUCCAGUGCAAUUUGUUGGUGAUUACGUGGGAAAUCCUAAUGAAAUCGCUUAUGUACCCAAUAUGAAUUUAGCUCUCGAACCUGGCGAGAAGAUGAACUUUUUAAAACGGUUACAAAAUUUCUUAACGUCUGCAAUGAUUGGUGUUUUCAAAGGCAUUAUAGAUUAUCGCAAUCAACGCUUUUACAACGAAUUAUUUACAAAUGACGCAGGUAUCCGAAGCUAUCAUGAUAUGAAACAAAAUGUUUCGUUAGUGUUUUGUAACAGCCACUUUACUGAAGGUUCAAUUAGGCCCAACGUUCCAGCCGUAAUAGAAAUCGGAGGUAUUCAGAUCAAGGAAAAGCCAGAUCUACUUCCUGAAGAUAUUUCGUCGUUUUUGAGUAAAAGCAAAGCCCAUGGAGCAGUUCUGUUUUGCUUAGGUUCAAGUUUCAAAACGGAAUACAUGAAGCCAGAAAUAACCGAAACAAUAUUCCGAGUGCUUUCAAAUCUAAAGCAAAAUGUUAUCUGGAAAUGGGAUGAUCUGACCAAUACACCGGGCAUAGCUAAAAAUAUCAUGUACAAGCAGUGGAUACCGCAGGACGAUAUCUUAGCGCAUCCCAAUCUGAAGUUAUUUAUUACACAUGCUGGCAAAGGCGGCGUUGCUGAAGCUCAGUACCAUGGUGUUCCAAUGGUAGCUUUGCCCGCUUUUGCAGAUCAACCUGGGAAUGCAGCAAAAAUGGUGGCUAGCGGCUACGGACUUCGAUUAGAUCUUUUAACCUUAACUGCCGAUCAACUAAGAAUGGCCAUCGACGAAAUUUUAACCAAUCCCUCUUAUAGAGAAAAUGUGCGACGAUUUUCGCGUUUAUAUCGCGAUAGGCCUUUAACAGCUCGGCAAUCUGUUGCCUUCUGGACAAAUUAUGUAAUACGUAAUCAUGGUGCUGCUCACAUGCAGAGUCCGUUAGUUCAUAUGAAUUUUAUGCAAAGUUUAAACAUUGAUGUUAUUGUCUUCUUACUGAUCGUAUCUUAUUUAAUUUAUAAAGUCCUCCAACUGACGACUUGUUAUAUAUUUUCCAAAAUUUCAAAAAAUAUUUCGAUAUCCAACUCAAAUUCAGCAAGAAAAAAAAAAAACUUUAAAAGAGAAUAAACAGAAAAGCAAAACCUCAUUAAUUACCGCGUUUCGGGUCUUGCUAAUCGUAUUGUCGAUCGCCGAGAUAUUUGAAGAGAGUCGAGACAAGGUUCUCUUCACAACGGCGACACUAAGUAAGUAACACGACAUGAACAGCUUUUUAGGAAAUUUCACAAACCACACGCUCUAUAAGAACGAUAUCGAUAUCAACCCAACAAGGCAAAACUUUCGAUUACUUUUGACUCUCAAUCUAAGUGGACAUCUGAAAUUAACUUUGUUUAGAACGACAUUUUCAAAGUGUGAAGAAAUUGCUUACUCUUAAACAAGUAACAAUUUGUGGAAUCAAGGCUUGGUAUACGCAUAAGAAUUCAUUCGAAACAGGACAAAUAGAAGAAAGAUAGAACGUUAUCCGGUAAUGGAAAGCAAAGAAAUCGUUAUAGAUUCGUCGUAACAGUUCUCACAGCAUAAAUAAAGUUCGAAAUGUCUGUGUAGCCAUAAUUAAAUAAUUUUUAUUUAUAU